AUGCAGUUAUCAUGGAAGGAUAUACCGCCAGUGCCAACAUCCAACGAUAUGUUGGAUAUAAUAUUGAACCGUACUCAAAGAAAAACUCCCACAGUCAUUAGACCAGGAUUUAAAAUCACUCGUAUUCGUGCUUUUUACAUGAGAAAGGUCAAAUUUACUGGUGAAGGUUUUGUUGAGAAACUUAAUGACUUGUUGAGUGGAUUCCCUAACAUUAAUGAUGUUCAUCCUUUCCAUCGUGAUUUAAUGGACACGUUGUAUGAAAAGAAUCAUUAUAAAGUUUCGUUAGCUGCUGUCUCCAAGGCCAAGACUUUAAUUGAACAAGUGAGUAGAGAUUACGUGCGUCUUUUGAAGUUUGGUCAAUCUUUGUACCAGUGCAAACAAUUGAAAAGGGCCGCCUUGGGUCGUAUGGCUACCAUAACUAAAAAGUUGAAGGAUCCAUUUAUCUAUUUGGAACAAGUGAGACAACAUUUGGGAAGAUUGCCUAGUAUUGAUCCAAACACUCGUACUUUGUUGAUUUGUGGGUAUCCAAAUGUCGGUAAGUCCUCAUUUUUGAAAUGUAUUACCAAGGCUGAUGUUGAAGUUCAGCCCUAUGCCUUCACUACGAAAUCAUUGUAUGUGGGUCACUUUGAUUAUAAAUAUCUCAGAUUCCAAGCGAUUGACACGCCAGGUAUUUUAGACCGUCCAACUGAAGAGAUGAACAACAUUGAAAUGCAGAGUAUAUAUGCUAUUGCUCAUUUGAGGUCAUGUGUGUUGUACUUUAUGGAUUUGAGUGAACAGUGUGGAUUUUCAAUUGAAGCUCAGGUUAAAUUAUUCCAUUCUAUUAAGCCUUUGUUUGCAAAUAAAUCGGUGAUGGUUGUAAUGAACAAGUCAGAUAUCAUUAAAGUUGAAGAUUUAGACACUGAAAAGCAAGAAAUGUUGGAAACUUUGAAAACAGUUCCUGGAGUUGAGAUUAUGCACACAUCAUGCUAUGAGGAAGAAAAUGUUAUGCAAGUGCGUAACCAUGCUUGUGAAAAGUUGUUAACUGCUAGAAUCGAACAGAAAUUGAAGGGAACUGCUAGAGUUAACAACGUCUUGAAUAAAAUUCACGUUGCCCAACCACAACAAAGAGAUGAUGUCGAAAGGUUACCUCACAUACCAGAAGGAGCUAAAGAUGUACUCAAAUACGAUCCAAAUGAUCCAAACAGAAGAAAAUUGGCUAGAGACUAUGAAGCUGAAAAUGGUGGAGCCGGUGUCUUCAAUAUCAAUUUGAAAGACAAGUAUAUAUUGGAUGACGACGAGUGGAAACAAGAUACCAUGCCUGAAUUAUUGGACGGUAAGAAUGUUUAUGAUUAUUUAGAUCCAGAUAUUGCAGCCAAGUUGCAAGCAUUGGAAGAAGAAGAAGAGAGAUUGGAACAAGAAGGAUUCUACGAUUCAGAUGAUGAAACUAAUGAUGCCAAUAUGGACAUGGAUGAAGACGAAAUACAAGAUAUCAAAGAUAAAGCGCAAUGGAUUAGAAACAAGCAAAAGACAAUGAUAAUCGAAGGUAGAAAUAGAAAGUCGUUGAAGAACAAGGCCGUUAUGCCAAGGGACCAAGUUAAGAAAUCAUUUGGUGAUUUGGAAGAGCAUAUGUACAAUAUCGGUCAUGAUACUGAUAAAUUGCGUGACGCCAUUGGUAAAAAGAGAAGGUCCAACGAUGGAGGUAAAGCGUCAGGAGUUGACAUAUUAAGACAAAACCAAGGUAUUAAAGCAAGAAAAUUGGCCAAGAAGAAACAAGCAGCUUCGCAAUCAGAUAGAUUGAAUGAUGGUGUAAGUGAUGGAGCAAUGAGAUCACAAGCUGAAAGAUUAGCAAAGAUACAAAGAAGAGAAAGAAACAGAAUGGCAAGACAAGGUGAAGGUGAUAGACACUCAACUGCUGCUUUGCCUAAACAUUUGUUCAGUGGUAAGAGGGGUAUCGGAUCAAGUGAUCGUCGUUAG
Messenger RNA from Lodderomyces margitis, 1953 nucleotides. RefSeq names its product putative GTPase (gene NOG1). NCBI's taxonomy places the organism in Eukaryota, Fungi, Ascomycota, Pichiomycetes, Serinales, Debaryomycetaceae. Gene Ontology annotation, cellular component: nucleolus. The record is from RefSeq and is a predicted model, not a curated record. The transcript has a single exon. Bases 1 to 1953 code for a protein of 650 amino acids. Gene Ontology annotation, biological process: ribosomal large subunit biogenesis. Gene Ontology annotation, molecular function: GTP binding; GTPase activity; RNA binding.